GCAGAGACAGACAACGACUUCCGGGUACGUCAUUAAUCUUCACCUGCAAGGAGGGGCGGGAUCUCUACGAAUCGAGCUCAGUUCUCGUUCUCACAAGCAACCUUCCGCCACUUCUCACGAGAACUCCGACGGGAGUGCCACAAAUUCCCAAAUCAAGAGCUAUGAUCACGGCGGCCGAGUAUGGCGAGACAUCAUGGGAGCUGCGGGUGCACGUGGACCAAAAAGAAGGCGACGAGUCCAUGCGCUUCAAACUGCGUGUGAAAGGCGAUCUGCACAUCGGAGGCCUUAUGCUGAUGCUGGUGGAGAAGAUCAAGGCUCCCCAAGACUGGUCGGAUCACGCCCUGUGGUGGGAGCAGAGAAAAUGCUGGCUGCUCAGGACCCACUGGACCUUGGACAAGUACGGGAUUCAGGCUGAUGCAGACCUGCGCUACACCCCGCAACACAAAAGUAUGCUAUUGCAGCUCCCUAACAUGAAAACCAUUCAAAUGACCGUUGGCUUCUCCUGCGUGGUCUUCAAGGCGGUGGCAGAGAUCUGUCAAAUCCUCAACAUCAGGCGGCCUGAAGAACUGUCCCUGCUCCAGCCUCACGAUGAGCCGUCCAAGAAAAAGAAGAAAAGAGGCAAAAACUCCCCGUUAGAGGACAUCUGGGACAUUGAUUUAGUCAGCGGCGGGCCGGGAGGCUCAGGUCCCAUGUACAGCAAGACCAUGACGGCCACCUACGACCCGGAGAACGGGAUGCCAGUGUCGGCCACCAGCCUAUGGUUCGGAGAGAACCCCCUCGCCGACUCCCAGCCCAACCUGCCGCCUGCCGAGCUGGCCAAGCUCUACCAGCCGCUAUCCCUGGAGGACAAAGCAAUCAGAAAUGCCGGAUGGUUGGACUCUUCCCGCUCCCUCAUGGAGCAGGACGUUCAAGAAAACGACAAGCUGCUGCUCCGCUUUAAGUACAACGUUUUCUUUGACCUCAAUCCCAAAUAUGACGCCGUGCGGAUAACGCAGCUGUACGAGCAGGCUCGCUGGUCCAUCCUGCUGGAGGAGAUUGACUGUACCGAGGAGGAGAUGCUCAUGUUUGCGUCGCUGCAGUAUCACAUCUGUAAGCUGACCAUGUCCACUGAGCCAAUCGACCACUCCAAUGAGCAGGAAAUUGAUGAAGUGGAAGCCGCCCUCUCCAACCUGGAGGUGACGCUGGAAUGUGGCGUCUCAGACAGAAUUCUGGAAGACAUUACAGACAUUCCAGAACUGGCUGAUCACCUCCGCCUUUUCAGACCAAAAAGGCUGACACUGCGGCCUUACAAAGAGUACUGGUUUGUAUUCAAGGACACCACCAUCUCCUACUACAAGAACAAGGAGGCCGCCAUGGGGGAACCCAUAGAGCAGUUUCACUUACGAGGCUGUGAGAUCGUCCCCGACGUCAACGUCACGGAAAAGAAGUUUGGCAUCAAGCUCCUUUUACCAGUGGCGGAUGGGAUGAACGAGGUGUACAUCCGAUGUGACAACGAGACGCAAUACGCAAAGUGGAAGGCGGCGUGCAUCCUGGCCUCCAAGGGCAAGACCAUGGCGUACAGCUCGUAUAAAUCGGAGGUGCGCAGCAUUCAGUCCUUCCUGCAGAUGAAGAGCUUAGCGCCCCCUUCUGGCCAGACAGCCCCCGAUCUAGAUGCCAUGGAAAUGAACGCAGAGUGUUUUGUGUCGCCACGCUACGCCAAGAAGCACAAGACGAAGCAGCUCACAGCACGUAUCCUGGAGGCCCAUCAGAACAUAGCGCGCCUGUCCCUCAUGGAUGCCAAGAUGCGGUUCAUCCAAGCCUGGCAGUCUCUCCCGGAGUUUGGGAUCAACUACUACAUCGUCAGGUUCAGGGGCAGCAAGAAGGAUGAGAUCCUCGGCAUCUCGUACAAUCGCCUGAUCCGUUUCGACAUGUCCACCUGCCUGCCCGUCACCACCUGGAGGUUUGCCAACAUGAAGCAGUGGAACGUCAACUGGGAGAUAAGACAAGUGACCAUCGAGUUCGACCAGAACGUGACCAUAGCGUUCUGCUGCCUUAGCUGCGACUGCAAGGUGGUGCACGAGUUCAUCGGUGGCUACAUUUUCCUCUCGACGCGAUCCAAGGACCAGAAUGAGACCCUAGAUGAAGAAUUGUUCCACAAACUGACCGGAGGACAAGAAUGAGAAGACAACACUGUCAUUUAGUGGUGGGGCAUGGAACAACACAUAGGGCACAGUGCUACUUUUUAUUGAUAAAAUAAAAUACAGUAAAUCCCCGCUAGGGAUAAAGUCCUAUUGUUUUACAAUCAAAGAACUCGACAAAGCAACAACGUUAUGAUUUGUCCGGGCAUUAUUUAUCUUUUUGUAAACAUUUUCAGCUUUUUAAUUUGCAGUCAAGCCAAGACCUAGUGUAUGUGUAAAUAAUUGUGUUCUGAAAUUGUUGUGUGACUUGACCUUUGUAAGAAUAAAUUCCUUUUUUAUGUCAUUAUUA
Messenger RNA from Syngnathus typhle (broad-nosed pipefish), 2466 nucleotides. RefSeq names its product FERM domain containing kindlin 1 (gene fermt1). The record is from RefSeq and is a predicted model, not a curated record. Gene Ontology annotation, molecular function: integrin binding. Gene Ontology annotation, cellular component: focal adhesion. Lineage: Eukaryota; Metazoa; Chordata; Actinopteri; Syngnathiformes; Syngnathidae. The transcript has 16 exons. Bases 162 to 2159 code for a protein of 665 amino acids. Gene Ontology annotation, biological process: cell-matrix adhesion; integrin-mediated signaling pathway.